UGAAACUUCAUCCGUCAACCCCUUAAACUAUCCUCUAUACUGUGAUCUUAGCUACACUGGGCAGCUUCAGUCAUGGACGAGAAAGGUAAUACUAGUUACGUAGGCAGGCUGAAAGCGAAACUCAAUAAAAACAGGAGAAUCCAAAAUGAAUUAUUUGAAAAGGUAAAAAGAUUAGAAGAGGAACUAACGAAAGACCAUGAAAAUUGCCAAUCCAAAAUCAAUGAUCUGGAAGAAGAAAUAAAAAGACUUAAAGAAGAAAUAGAAAAACUUAAAGAAGAAAGCAAUACCCUGAAAGAAGAAAUAAAAAAAUUGAAGAAGAAAACGGGAGACUUAGGAGAGAGCAACGCAUUCCUUGAAAAAAAAAUGAAAGAAAUUGAUGAUAAUGCCAAAAAGGAAGCCAAUAAAGCCGAAAAGGAAAUCGGAGAUUUAAACACAAAGUUAGAAAACUUAGAUGAAAAAUUAAAGAUGUUUGAGCUAUCUGAAGAUGAGUUGGUUAUUCGGCAACUCUGUUCAAGCGUUCAGCAAAAUCUCUUGAAAAUUGUGCUGCAGGGAAAUUUCGAAGAAAUUCAGAACAAAAGGACUGAGGAUAUGGAAAAUUACAUUUCAACGCAAAUUGAAGACGAACAUGAACAAAAUGAAGCAAGGUUAAGAUGGAAAAAGUUGAAGAAAGAUGUCAAUUGGAACGAUUUUUUGAUAAGACAGCUAACAGAUGUCAAAAGGAGAGGGAACGAAACUGCUCAUCCAUCCUUGACAGAAGAGGACAUAGAUGAUGCGAAAAUCAACUUGAAAGAAAAGAAGAAAUUAGGAAAGCAUAUGGUCAAGGCAGUAGAUCAACUAAAGGUUAUAUGGAUACAAACAAACCGCAAGCUAUACUGCAAGGAACAAGCUCCAUUGACCAAGAAAAAGGCGAUCCAAGGAUUGCGUCUACCACAGGACAAAACCAGGAAGAUAUAAGACUUCCCAAUGGUAUCUAUGCAAGAAGUGCCUCUGGACGGAGACAUGAUUUCAGUCUCAAAAAAGCUAGCCUUGACAAAGCUUUUCCUGGAAAGAUAUUCUUUCGCAUCACAACGAAGUUUUUAUUUCCGAAUUAAAUCACGUAAAAUUAGCAAUCUCUAUAAGGUUGACCUUAAACUAUCUGCAAUUAGUUUAAAGCUACUACAGCGAGCUAUUAAGAAUCCUGCGCUCUGAUUGGCUGAGCUUCUCUAUUGAUGAUAGACCGCUAGUAACGAAAAGAGCUGGUUUCAAAACCAUAACUAUGGAGUCUAAUUCUCCUUUUUAACCGGCUUUUUUUUAUCCAUUUAUUUCACCGCUCAGUAGGGUUAGACUAAAAUCUAACUAACGAUUAGACCUCUAGCCCUCAUACUACAAGUCAAUAGCCUAUUGACUAUGUUCAAUAUCCUAUGAGCCAAUGACUCAUAGACCAUUGUUAAAUAUUCACUUCUUUGCCUUGACUUGAAUGGCAAUGUAUAGCACUCCCGUCUGAUAUCCAGACGUUAAACUAGACAAUGGGGAACGAGUUUAUAAUGUAACCUUCUCUAAAAUAUUUAUCAAAUCUUUUUACAUUAACAUGCUAUACAUGUUUUUAUCGUACGCACAAAAAGAACUAUCGCAUAAAGGUGCUUAGCUGGCCUACACCUACAUUGUAUAUUAGCUAGUGAAAAAAAAAAACAAGCAAGGGACUGGUUCU
This is a messenger RNA of Actinia tenebrosa (Australian red waratah sea anemone), 1687 nucleotides long. RefSeq lists its product as uncharacterized. NCBI's taxonomy places the organism in Eukaryota, Metazoa, Cnidaria, Anthozoa, Actiniaria, Actiniidae. The record is from RefSeq and is a predicted model, not a curated record.